AUGUCUCUUCCUUUGCAGAUUCCCGAGGAGAAAGCAGAAAAGCAAGAUUUCCUUGCCAGACUGAGCAAGUAUGCGGAGGAGACAGAAUUCCACGGCCUCCGGCGCUGCAUGCAUCCUGAUGUCGCCCUGAUCCGCCGCCUUAUUUGGUUCACCAUGGUCUCGGCCAGCUUCAGCUACUUCAUGUACGGUAUGGUGAAUAGGAUCAAGUAUUUCCAGGGCUCACCCCACAGUACCAGGGUCGACCUGCUUUACGUCUCAAAGAUUGAGUUCCCAUCGGUCACGAUCUGCAACGUCAACUCCUACCGCCUCUCCUCCCUAACCGACGACGACAUCUACAAUCACGGGCAGACCCUGGGGCUCCUCGACAAGGACUGGCAUCUCCUCCACCGGGAACAUUAUGACCAGGCGUUCCAGGACCGCAUAGACGCCAUAGACUGGCAGUCGUACCGGCCUGCGGCACCGGAUUUGGCGGAGUUCACCAAGCGCACCGGUCACCAGAUCAAGGACAUGCUCCUGAUGUGCCGCUGGCGUGACGAGAUUUGCGGCCCUGAGAACUUCACGCACGUCUUUACAGACUAUGGCAAUUGUUACACCUUUAAUUCGGGCCAGAAUGGCUCUGUUUUGACGUCGAAGAAACCUGGCCGCGCCCAUGGGUUGAAUUUGUAUUUGAAUUUAGAAGAGUAUGAUUAUAUGAAUAAUGACCAGACUGUGCAUGCGGGAUUUAAGGUCCUUCUCCACCAACGCAAGGAGCCGCCACUGGUGGAUGAGCUGGGUCUCGGCCUGCAACCAGAAACGCAUUAUCUCAUUGCGAUUCGGAAGGAACUGAUCAUCAACCUUCCAGAGCCGUACGGAAUUUGCGCCAACAACUUCGAGAUGAAGCAUUAUGAGCAGUACUCCGUGGCCGGCUGCAGGCUGGAGUGCACAUCUGCCAGCGUCAUCAGGAACUGUUCCUGUCGUCUGCUGGAACUACCUGACAUGGGUAGCGAAGUUCCACUGUGCAGUCCACACCAAGUGAAAACAUGUGCCAACCCAACAUUAGAAUUCCUAAUGGACAGCGAUGACUGCGUCUGUCAGACUCCAUGCAACAUGUCCAAGUACAGCAUGGAGAUGUCCUCACUCAAGAUACGACACGAGAUGGUGGACAAACUCAAGGAUAUGAACAAGGGGAGGCACACUGAGUCUGGCAUUAAUCUAACGGACACAAUAACAAGUGACAGCCUUGUUGCAAUCAACAUCUUUUACGAGUCUUUGAACUACGAGAUAGUGGAACAAUAUGCUGCCUACCCCAGCGAGGCUCUCUUCGGUGAUGUCGGCGGUCAGAUCGGUUUGUUCAUUGGCGCAAGUGUCCUCACCCUCGCCCACCUCGCAGAGUUCAUUAUCGACGAACUGCUCAUCCUUUGGAAGAAGAUGCGCAAUCAACGUCUGCUCAGGAUGGCUGAGAUACCCGGAUUUAGGUCUGCAGCCGGGCUGGUGCCAGGCAUAACCAACCGAACACCCAACGGGGUACCCGAUGGCUUCAGAGGUAGCAUGUCAGUCUUGAGCAACGGGAUCGGGAUCUACAAACCAGGCACAGGACCAAUGGAAUUAAAGGUCAACGGUCACGACAUGCACAUCGUGGAGAAUACGCACGCUGUCAUUGAGGCGGGAGGGGACGGGAUCACCAAGCUCCCAUUAACGAACUACCCCAGCCAGCUCAGCCUCGACCCAGACGGCACAGUCAGGCCAAGGAACUCUUGA
Molecule: messenger RNA, 1737 nt
Organism: Lineus longissimus
Lineage: Eukaryota; Metazoa; Nemertea; Pilidiophora; Heteronemertea; Lineidae
Product: acid-sensing ion channel 2-like
Exons: 7
Coding region: 1-1737 (578 amino acids)
Biological process (GO): sodium ion transmembrane transport
Cellular component (GO): plasma membrane
Molecular function (GO): ligand-gated sodium channel activity
Source: RefSeq, a predicted model, not a curated record